Messenger RNA from Podarcis lilfordi (Lilford's wall lizard), 16414 nucleotides. NCBI's taxonomy places the organism in Eukaryota, Metazoa, Chordata, Lepidosauria, Squamata, Lacertidae. The record is from the annotation of a GenBank genome assembly.
GCUGGAGCAGGAAGGAAAAGUGAAGCACGCGGGGAAGGGAGACGCUUCUUCUUUAACCCGCCUGCGCCAGGUAAUACACGUGUCUUUCCGUUUGGUACGUGUGAAUUGUGCGUGUCUUGUUUAUUGCUGGUUUGUUCCGCAUAAUUUCUCCCCCCUCUUUUCAUUUGUAAAUUACAUUAUUUAAUUAAGUUGGGUUAGUAAAAUAAAGUUAUAUACUCCCUUCUCAGUUAGAUAAUUUUGCUUUACGAAUUUCCAGAAAUUCCUGGGCCGCCCUUGCAUCACCAUCAUUAAUAUUACUACUUCCUUGGUUUUUUGUUUUUUGUUUAAAAAAAACAACAUUUCUCACAAGGUAUCUCUAAAACGAUCCCUUUCUGAAAUUACUUCGGUGAUGUGGGAAGUCAGGCCUUGGCUUGUGCACGUGUGAAAAGGACUAGGCAGUUGGUUCUGUUGUUCCCCAUGUGUGCAUGGGGGAGCGGGCUCAGUUGUCCUUCCUGCUGCCCAAAACUAUAAUUCUCAGAUUCCCAGGUUUUAUUUUUUUAGAAAGUAACGUUCUCGUUUUAGUAGAACUUUUCUUUCUUUUGAAAUGUUUUAGAUUGUUGUGGUUGUUCUUAACUUUGCUGUGUUAAAUGUGCAUUUAAUUCCCUGUUAAUUAUGUUGCUUUGAAGGCAGACUUUCUGUUUGACGUUCUUCAGUAAGUUUUUAUUCUGGCUUGUUUUAUUUGAUGUUUCAAUGUGUUGUAAAGCGUGCUGACAUUUUCUCUUAAAAAUAUAAAGCAGCAUGGCAGAGUCAUGAAUAAUAAUAUUAAAUAUGAAAAAUGCACAGGCACUAUUCUCCUAUUUCUGUGUGUAUCAGAAACUAUUCUGGUCCCCCACUUUACUUUGCUCCUACCCCUUGGGAAAAAUACCUGCAAAUUCCCUUGUAUUUUUUAUAAUUUUACAUAUAUAGAUUUUGUGUUUUUAUCAUUUUGCUAUAUACUGUUUUCCCCACCUCUCUCUUUCAUGUGUAAGACUCCCUGCUCCGAUUGUUUCAGCUCCUGCUGUUACCCCAGCGGUGUGAGUAGCAGCUCGUGUGAAAUUGCAGACUGCAAAAGUUGUGAUUGAAGGUGUCCUAAGAUGUAUUGAGGGACGCAGGUGGCACUGUGGGUUAAACCACUGAGCCUAGGACUUGCUGAUCAGAAGGUCGGCGGUUCGAAUCCCUGCAAUGGGGUGAGCUCUCGUUGCUUGGUCCCUGCUCCUGCCAACCUAGCAGUUCGAAAGCACAUCAAAGUGCAAGUAGAUAAAUAGGUACCGCUCCGGCGGGAAGGUAAACGGCGUUUCCGUGUGCUGCUCUGGUUUGCCAGAAGCGGCUUAGUCAUGCUGGCCACAUGACCCGGAAGCUGUACGCCGGCUCCCUUGGCCUAUAGAGUGAGAUGUGCGCCACAACCCCCGAGUCGGCCACGACUGGACCUAACGGACAGGGGUCCCUUUACCUUUACCUUUAAGAUAUAUUGAAUUCAUUCAGGUGCACACACAUUCAUGGCACAUGCAAUUUGCAGUAUGUCCCUAUGUGGCCACAGAUGCCACAUAGAGAAAGCCUAUCUGGGCCCGGCAUUCCACAGUCAAGGGUGUCACCACUAAGAAGGCCCUCUCCUCGGUAGCUGCCUACCUCACUUAAAUUGGCUACGGCACCUGAAUCUGAGCCUGUGAAGAGACUCUCAAGAUUUGGGUAGUUAUAUAUGGUUUCCAGCAACUGGUUUUUAGAAGUAUUGGUGCCUCUAACCAAAGGGAAGUCACUUUGCCUUUCUUGAUAGGUGAACUUAAUUAACAUACUUUACAUGGUUUUCAGGAGGACAGCAUAGCUUUGUGCACUUUAAACUUUCUAUGAAUGAUUAAGGAUACAUAUAGUGGCACCAUCUCUCCUGAAGCUCUUCAGCCAGAUCUUUUGCUUCCUAGAGGUUUCAUUUUGCUCUUAUACCCAGAUCCAUGUCUGUGGUGACACGUCUUGAGACUGGUAAGAGAUUAUUAAACUUAGUAAAAUGACAACGGCAAAAUUCAAACUUGAGCUUUUUCAAAUCGCUCCUGAUUUACACAGGGAUUGCGUUCCAAGGCACCACACGUUUAAGUAAAAUCACCAAAUUAAGUAAAAAUUAUGUAAAAACCAAAUUAAGUAAAAUUUGGAACACCAUGGGAAAAGCUUGCAAACACCCCGUUUCUGCCAUGUUCUGCCCCUUUUUGUGACAUUGUUGGGUCACUUGUGGGUUCAGUGCAAUGCACAUAUCAAAUGUGCGUAAAUGGGGCUUAAUGAUUGUUGCUUACUGCAGUGACUGCUUAUCCAAAAUUAAGCAUGAUCAUUUCUGUACAGGGUCACAAAGGACACACAAGAUACACAUUUUUGCUUAAUACACAUUUUAGCUUAAGCAAGUAUUUUAUAAUUUAUAUCUUUUCCUUUUGGUCAAUUUCGUUGCCAUCCAGCUGGUUUGGGGGUUGUAUUCCAAGUCUGUUGACUGUUACAGCCCUAACUGAUCUGGGGAUAUCUCAGAAUCGUACAGACAAGCUCAAGUUUUUUUACUUAUUUAUGGAGGCUCUUUUUCAGCAGAGGGAAUCUUUAUCUGUGGCAAUGCUUAAAUAAAGAAAUAAUCUCCCAAGAGAGAUUCAUUUGAUUGUGCCCCACUCUUUUUUUGCUUGUUUCUAAACAGACUUUUAUGCAUUUUCCCAGUCAGAGCCCUUGUUAGUUAUAUAGGGCUGUACAAAAUGCCGUUAAUCUGCUAGUGCAAGACCUCCUGCGCUAGCAGACGAGUGAGUUUUAAUACUGCACAGCCGACGAACCCAGUGUAACAGUUGUACCAGCAGAAGCUUGCCGUGUAACCGAUUGCACCAAAGUUCACAGCAACGUUCCCCAGUGCAGAACGUUUUGCCAGUGGAACAAGCAUGCUGUAGUUUAACAUAGUGCUACGCUGGAUAUCACCCUUAGUCUGCCUUGGCUGUUUCCUUUCUUAAGAUUCUGUUUUCGCUGUUGUUUUCAUUUAUCUAGCUUCGUCAUUGCGACCAUUUUUAAAUUUUGCUUGGUACUUUUUGUUACUGGUGUUAGAGACCUGGAGGUGCAGAACGGUGGCUUAAAAUGUCCGAGCUGUGAAUUAGGAAGGCCCUGGUCUGAAUCACAUCUCUGCCAGGAACUCAUUAGGUGGCUUUCAGGCAAGCCCCUGUCUCUCUGCCUCAGUCUGCCCAUCAGAAGUAUGGGGGUAAUAAUACUUACCUUGCAGGGACAUAAGAAUUGUGACUAGAUAGUGCAUGCAAAGUGCUUCGGAUAGAAAAACAGAAUUGUAGAAUUGUUGGAAGGGACCCUAUGGGUCAUCUAGUCCAACCCCUGCAAUUUAGCCAGGCUAUUUUUCAGCAGACUAUUCCGUCCCCACCCCAGUCUUCCUUUUUCCUUUUCCUAUGAUCACUUAACAUUUCAGGACUACCAAUCGUUUUCAGUCCUCUUUGGGCUUCUUGCCACCUUAUGUUUGUUUUUGUUUUAAAAAUGGGUGGUUUCUUUUUGCACUUCUGUAACCCUUGGGUUUGGGACGUGGGUGACGCUGUGGUCUAAACCACUGAGCCUAGGGAUUGCCUAGGCUCAGUGGUUUAGACCACAGCGUCACUCAGAAGGUCGCCGGUUCGAAUCCCUCCGACGGGGUGAGCUCCCGUUGCUCGGUCCCUGCGCCUGCCAACCUAGCAGUUCGAAAGCACGUCAAAGUUCAAGUAGAUAAAUAGGUACCGCUCCGGCGGGAAGGUAACCGGCGUUUCCAUUCGCUCCUCUGGUUUUGCCAGAAGCAGCUUAGUCAUGCUGGCCACAUGACCCGGAAGCUGUACGCCGGCUCCCUUGGCCAAUAAAGCGAGAUGAGCGCCGCAACCCCAGAGUCGUCCGUGACUGGACCUAAUGGUCAGGGGUCCCUUUACCUUUACCUAACCCUUGGGAUUUUCUUCCCUGCAUGCCUCCCAAGUAUGCUGAUGCCUUUCUCUUGAUUUGCAGAGUCCCUAUUUGAACUCCAAGCUGGUCAGCGCUCAGCACCUGCAUUCAUUAUCAGAACAAUUUAUAUUUUCAUUCGUGAGUCACUCUGAGUUUGAAUUCAGCUUACAAAGGCAGGCCUGCAGUUAAUGAUACAUUUGGUCUUAGCUAUCCUUCGGGCUGGAAGCUGUUUCUGGGCACAGCUCUGUUCUUCGAAGGCAUAAAGAUCUUCCUUUCCCCCAAGACAGAUUCCAGAGGUGUCGAGCAAAUUGGCUGCCAAUUGCGUUGCUUCUUCAGGUCCUAUUGCCUUGGAAACAUGGCUUCUAAAAUAACACAUGUGCAUUAGUGUGGGAAUCGCGAGAGAGAUGGAAGGCCCAGCCAGAGAAAUAAUUAAAUGCAGAAAAUGAGUCACACUCAAGACUUAUUUUUAAAUAAGAAUUGUUUUCUUGUUCUGGAGUUUGCUUUGAGCUGUUGCUCCCAACCUUGGGACUGUUUUACCUGUUGUUUUGGUGGCUCUUUCUUUGAAACAGUCCAGUGCUCAAAUGCUUGGCGUCUGCAUUUUUGCAAAGCACUUAGAAGCUUCAAACUAUUCUUUUCCAUAGUCAGGAUGUUCAGGCUUCCCUUCCGGGCUACCAUGGAAAAGCAGUGGCCUAUUCUACUGAAUGCCUGGUUUAGGUCAAAGGCGGGGAAAACUCUAGCCUGCAGGCCAAAGGCAGUCUGUCAAGACCUCUUGAUUCAUCCUUGAGGCUGUUUUGAAAAAGCCAGGCCCUCUGUCCUACAUGACAUCAAGUGUGGGUGGGUGGGCUUCAAAGGAACAACCUGGAUCUUAAGUGAGCUCCUGAUCGUCCCUUUCCUUAGAGCAAGACGUGCUCUCAUCUGCCCCACAGCUGUCAGGAGCAAAUAGGCAGUAAAUCACACUGUUCUGGUUUGAGUUAACUCCUUACCAGCCAAAACAUGAUAUGCACAGACUUGUCAGGGCGUCAGGCCUAAUGAACUCAUCUCUGGUAGGUCUUGUCCCGCCUCCCCACAGCUGCUGGAGUCCUCUCCUCUCCAGCAUUUUCUCCAGUCAAUCAGAGACUGUGCCUGCAUGCAGCCAACCUCUCCUCUGCCCUUUUCAUGCCUCUUCUGGUUCUAGGCGACAAGCGGGGCAGGGAGCUUGUCACAGCAGGAGGAGGAGACACCUGUGACUCUUCCCCAGGUGGACUCAUCUCUGCCUCUUGGCCUCCCUCCUUCCACCCUCCAGUGUGGUGUAGUGGUUAAGAGUGGUGGACUCGUAAUCUGGUGAACCGGGUUCGCUUCCUUGCUCUUCCACAUGCAGCUGCUGGGUGACCUUGGGCUAGUCACACUUCUCUGAAGUCUCUCAGCCCCACUCACCUCACAGAGUGUUUGUUGUGGGGGAGAAAGGGAAAAGAGAAUGUUAGCUGCUUUGAGACUCCUUCGGAUAGUGAUAAAGCGGGAUAUUGAAUCCAAACUCUUCUCCUGCUUCUGCCUCUGUUUCUGAAAUCCUCUCUGCCACAGACUUUCUCAGCUCACUAAACCCUGUUACCUCCUCAGCUUCCCACACCUUCUCCUCCCUGCCUCUUCUGUCUGACCACUCGUCCCACCACCAAUUCCCAGGCUCUGAGCCAUCUUCCCUUGGGGGUUCCCCAGCUCGUGCCCCCCACUAUUCCUCUGCAUCCAGCCGAUCCAUGACAUCAGUUGAUGGGGGAUACGGAGCUUCUCCCUCCCAGCAUUGCUUUGUGAAGCCGCCCUGUGCUGCUCCUUCCAACCGCUGACUUUGAGGGUGGAAAGGAACAGCGAGUGGGCUGGGCCCGUGAGGUUUGCCCAUGUCAGUGUCUCCAUUUCCUUGUGGACAGAGGUCUUUAACUUACUGGUGCCUCCCUAGGCAGAAGCUCCUGAACGGCGACUCUUGAGGAGGUGCCUGAUUAGAGGCAUCCGAUAUCACAGGCACCUCCCUGGUAAUCUGCUUGAACAGGCAUCUCCAACCUUCGGCCCUCCAGAUGCUUUGGACUACAAUUCCCAUCACCCCUGACCACUGGUCCUGUUACCUAGGGAUCAUGGGAGUGACCCCAUGGACCAGAGCACGCCAGGCACUCCUGUCUUCCACUGCCUCCCGCAGUUUGGUCAAACUCAUGCUGGUAGCUUCGAGAACACUGUCCAACCAUCUCGUCCUCUGUCGUCCCCUUCUCCUUGUGCCCUCCAUCUUUCCCAACAUCAGGGUCUUUUCCAGGGAGUCUUCUCUUCUCAUGAGGUGGCCAAAGUACUGGAGCCUCAGCUUCAGGAUCUGUCCUUCCAGUGAGCACUCAGGGCUGAUUUCCUUCAGAAUGGAUAGGUUGGAUCUUCUUGCAGUCCAUGGGGCUCUCAGGAGUCUCCUCCAACACCAGAAUUCAAAAGCAUCAAUUCUUCGGCGAUCAGCCUUCUUUAUGAUCCAGCUCUCACUUCCAUACAUCACUACUGGGAAAACCAUAGCUUUAACUAUACGGACCUUUGUUGGCAAGGUGAUGUCUCUGCUUUUUAAGAUGCUGUCUAGGUUUGUCAUUGCUUUUCUCCCAAGAAGCAGGCGUCUUUUAAUUUCGUCACCAUCUGCAGUGAUCAUGGAGCCCAAGAAAGUAAAAUCUCUCACUGCCUCCAUUUCUUCCCUUUCUAUUUGCCAGGAGGUGAUGGGCCCAGUGGCCAGCCAGAUGCUUAACGGAUAACCAAUCGCAACCAGUCCAUCAUUUGAAAAAUAAGACUUAAGAGCCGUCUUGCCCCCAAAUGGCGACUAGACAUUCUGUUUUGGCGACUGCAGCCCUGGUUUAAAGUGCCAUUUGGCAUCUAGCUUAUAUAUCCAAGUUUCUAAUGCUGCUCACCUACGGCGUGCUCUGAGCUUGGAGUACCUGUUGUGGACAGAAGCAAAUGAAGGUGAUGGACUUCCUUUACUUCCCUAAAUCCUUGAGCUGCCUCUGUCCUCCUUUCUGGGCUAAAAGCAUCCUUCAGAGGCAGAGCAAGCUGACAUGCCUUGUUCUACCCCCUCUAGACGCAUUGGCUUGUCUCUGCACCUGGAGGUGGGCUGUAGCUUAGGGGUAGAACAUCUGCUUUGCAUGCAGAAGGUCCUAGGUUUGAUUCCCAGCGCCUCCGGUUAGGGGGACGGGACGGAAAUCCCUGCCUAAAACCCUGGGAAACAGCUUCUCAACAUGGUAGACAACACUGAACUUGGUGAACUAAUGGCUUGACUUUGCUUCGGGUUCCCGUGCUCCUCUGCGAUACAUGGGUGUCAUUAGUAGGGUGGGAGAGCCCUUAAGGACUAGAAACUUGGAAAUGGCACACCAAAAAUAGUGAGAUGCCCAGGGCAGAUUCUAAAAAGCCAGGACGAAGUGGCAGCAGUAGAAACGGGGAAGAGGUUUUUUAAAGCAGCAGUUCUGAGCCACUCGAUGGUGAGGGAGGGUGAGAGACAGCAGGAGAGAGAAAGCAAAGAGAUUGUGUGGUCUUGGUGCUUCAACGCAGGCAGACGCAAGCCUUGCUUGGCAUAGAUAUGACGACACCACUGCUUUGCGUGGGGUUUGCUUUCCAGUGGUUACUUGCCGCAGCGGCCCUGCUCUUGGGAGACAGCAACUAUUGUGAAAACCGCAUUGUUGCCAAAAGAUUCUCUGGGAGGUAGAAGAGUGUAAUUCAUGAAUCACCGGUCUAUUUUUGAAAACCUUGUAGGAUUUAAAUGACUCACGGAUCUCUCUUUAGCCGAAGAAAUGCUGUUUAUAACUUGUGUGUCAAUGACUGAACAUCUAUAACUAUAUUCCAGUAGCAUUAAAAGUUAUGCGGACCAAUAUUUCAAGCCUGCCAUGGAAGGUUUUAUAGUCCUUUAUCACCUCCAAUAUACUCCUGGAGAAAAUGGUAUUUCAAAUACUACUUUGCGACCAGUAAUUCAAUAUUGAAUUCCAAUUAAUUCUUCUAGUCACCCGGUACAACAUUUUGAGGUCUUCUCCCUGUGAACUGUGGUUUGCAAACUGGAAGCUAAGCUUUGCCUCUCUUUGGAGCAAAUUUUACCUCCCAACCACGGUUUCACAUGUCAUGUCCAUCCAUACAAACCAUAGUUUCUUUGAAAUGAUUACUUGGAGCAGUUUAGCAAACCAUGUUUGUUAGGAGAGUUUGGAGGCAAGGCUAGGGGGUGGAUAGUUUGUUUAUUUAUUUCAUAGUGACUUCAGGAGAGGCAACAGAGUGGAAGGGGGUGUCCCCUCUGCAAGACAAGAGACCUGGCCAUGGUUUGACAGUCCAGCUUGGCUUCUCUACCAUGGUGGGAGUUCAGCUGGGCUGUGGUGAGAGAGACAAGCUGACGGUCCUAGCCCCAAACUUGGGUGGAAGUCUGGAAGUUGGUUGUGGAUCUCUGCAAGAUGCAAGCAAAGAUCUAGAGCAAACUUCGGUUGCCCCUCUUUGGCUUCAGUGAGUGCAUGGGGGCUUGUUUCUGUCCCUUCCAGGUCACUGUUGCUCCAGGCUGGAGGAAGAAAACAAGGAGGUUGUUUCAGGGACGUAAUAAUAAUAAUAAUAAUAAUAAUAAUACCCCGCCCUCCCCAGCCCCGGGCUCAGGGCAGCUAACACCAGGUUUAAAAACAAUUGAUUAAAAUACAACUUAAAAACAAGAUUAAGUACAACAUUAAAAUGCAGCCUCAUUUCAGUAGAAACUCAAAUCAAAAACUUUUUGGGGAUAAAAAUGUCAAAUCUUCACCAAGGCCAACUAUCCAAACUGGUAACUACGUGGGCCAGAAAAAAGCCAGGGAAGUCCCCAAAUAUGAGUUCCAUCACAGAAGGAAAAAGGAAAGAGGGGGAGGGGAUCAAGCUGAUUCCAAGCCAAAGGCCAGGCGGAACAAUUCUGUUUCAGGGACAAGCAGGGACAUGUGCUGGCGAAGACAAACCGUUUGUUGGUCACUAAGGCAACCCCAAAUUUGUUGACCUCUGAACAGGGCUCUGUCUGUGGCAGAGAGAGGCUUUGGUCCCACGGUUGGGUGCUGCAUGUGCCUUCCUUAUUCUUGUGAUGGAUGACCUUUGAGUUCCCUCCUGAUUUGAUGAUAGUCAGAUUGAAACAAAGGGGAAAAGCAGGGGGAUGUGUGAAAAGCAGUAUUUAAGCCAGUAUUGUUGGACUACAACUUCCAUCAUCCAUGCCCAUUGGCCAUGCUGGGGGCUGUUGGGAAUCGCAGUCUAACCACAGCAGAGGGGAGGCAGCUGGUUUCGCCGCCCAUGAUUUACGGGAUAGAGGUUGCUGAAGCGAGGUGCUCAACUCAACGGUUGGACAUUGGGCCAAAGGAACAGGACCCAGAGUUGGGACUCUGGGGGCAGUUUAACCCCGCCCUGUGUGGUCUGAGGACUGAACGUGAGCCUUGAGCAUUAACCCUUAAUAAUUAAUAAUAAUAAUAAUAAUAAUAAUUUAUUUAUACCCCACCCAUCUGGCUGAGUUUCCCCAGCCACUCUGGGCAGCUCCCAACAGAAUAUUAAAAUAACCUAAACAUUAAAAGCUUCCCUGAACAGGGCUGCCUUCAGAUGUCUUCUAAAAGUCUGGUAGUUGUUUUUCUCUUUGACAUCUGGUGGGAGGGCGUUCCACAGGGCGGGUGCCACCACUGAGAAGGCCCUCUGCCUGGUUCCCUGUAACCUCACUUCUCGCAAUGAGGGAACCACCAGAAGGCCCUCGGCGCUGGAUCUCAGUAUCCGGACUGAACGAUGGAGGUGGAGAUGCUCCUUCAGGUAUACUGGACCGAGGCCGUUUAGGGCUUUAAAGGUCAGCACCAACACUUUGAAUUGUGCUCAGAAACGUACUGGGAGCCAAUGCAGAUCUCUCUUUGCCAUGUAUUCUUUCCCUGACACAGCCACCCACUCCCUCUUUCAUAACAUCCAGAAACUGCGUUUUGCCCAGAAAAACUUGAUAUAUAUAUGAAGGGGGGGGGGGAAUGCAGGCAAAAGGGGAGUCGAGCUACUAACAACCCUGGGAUUAAUCACCUUGAAAUUAAUAGGUGAAAACAGCAGCCGCAGACUGGAUCUUGCAUUUGCAGGCUUCCCAUCUGCCCUGGCAAUGUCUGCAGCUGGCUGCCUCCCAGCUCUUAAUUUCCCAUUGUGCAUGGAAGAUCACGACUUCCCUAAUUCUCCCAUAAAUGUGACCCAGUGGGUAGAAGGGGGGGAGGGAGGGCCUUCUCCUGCCUCCUAUUGAAACUCUUCCCAUCAAAGUCUCGCAGCGGCUUCCUCUUCCGAAGAGGAAGAGCCUCUGGCUACACCCUGGACUCUCUGCCUGGCUUGUUUGUUUAACCUUCAGCCGGGCAUUCCUAACGAGAGGUAGGAUUCCGUUUUCACCAGCUGACAUUUUGCCACAUGUCCGCGGCGCGACUUAAUGAGAUGUGGCAGUCGACAAAAAUACACCCUCGUUGGUUAUUACCCCAUUGUGUGGGAUGCUGCCCUUUCCUCUGGAAGGCGAUGCCCUCCGACAGCAAGGACAUGUAAACAUUGCCCCAGAAAAUGUGGAAAUGACUUUUUUUAUUAUUUUAAGAAACAUAAGUGCAGGUUUAUACAAUAGUACCCUGGAAGAACUCCAGAUCUGUUCUCCUUCCAGAUCUCCACAAUGUCUCUUGAGGAAGUCCAGGGAAAUGCUCCUCAAAUGUCUGAUGGCUUCAUCACUUCUUUUUCUUCUGAAUGGAAACUGGAGGAACAUUUGGCUGGAGAUGCCUUAGGGACGGGCAGGUGGGGCUACCCACCUGUCAGUCACCUGACAUCACAACGAUGUCAGUUGGCUUGUCUUUGCCUGUGUGGUUUGCUAGUAGUCCAUCAUCUUUUACUGAGUGGCGAUGUUAUGCUGACGAUGAUUUGGGUUGUAUUGUGUUGCAUUGGUUUUAUUCUUACCUGGGUCUUAAAGUAAAGGUAAAGGGACCCCUGACCAUUAGGUCCAGUCGUGGCCGACUCUGGGGUUGUGGCGCUCAUGUCGCUUUAUUGGCCGAGGGAGCCGGCAUACAGCUUCCGGGUCAUGUGACCAGCAUGACUAAGCCGCUUCUGGCAAACCAGAGCAGCGCACGGAAACGCCGUUUACCUUCCCGCCAGAGACUUGCACUUUAACGUGCUUUUGAACUGCUAGGUUGGCAGGAGCAGGGACCGAACAACGGGAGCUCACCCCGUUGCGGGGAUUCGCAACCGCCGACCUUCUGAUCGGCAAGUCCUAGGCUCUGUGGUUUAACCCACAGCGCCACCCGCAUCCCUUACCUGGGUCUUAGCAGUGUUUUAAAACUGGCCUUUAGGAGUAUUUACUUCUACACUGACUUGUAAACUAGGAAUGGCCAAUUUCACCUGGCCCAUAAAGGCUCUGGAUAAUUGCAUUCAGGCUCUGGUUGAAGUUUGCCCCAAACCUCAAGCAUAAGGGGAAAAAGUGAGAAAUGGCAUGCUUUAAAGUGUUGAUAUCUAUCUCUGUUGGAUUUUGUUUGGAAUGCCCUGGCUAUGCCUCAGAGGACACACUCCAAACCGUUGGAGGACACCAACUUUAUUAUGGCACUUGAAAAGGUCCGUUUCCAGAGCGCAAUGCUCCCUCCAUUCCCAAAACCACUGUCAGGAUAGUAAUAACAGCUCUCAAGCAUAAACAUGCUGACUACCCUUGAUUUAAACCACUAGCGGAACCUUUAUUGUGCCGAAAAGUGCUCUUGAAAGGAUUAACAGUGGAGACCUUAUUUAAUUUGGUCUUAUUUCUAUUUUCCAGACCUCUACCUUCUUGAGGAUGCAGUUUUAGUCGCAGUUGCUAUGGAGAAGAUCAAGGAGCAGUUUUCCAGUCUCCAAAUAGCAAAACGGUGUGCACUGGCAAAAGACCCCACUUAUCUGUUGGACUUGGAUAUUUCAAGAGGCGGAGGGAGCCAGUUGGUGGCCGUUUCGUGUUCCGAUAAAUCAAUCAGGGUUUACAACAGAGAGACGCUCACUUUGCUGCGGGAAUAUAGCAGCCGUCCCGGGCUGCUCAGCGGCGUCCGAUUCGCACACGCGUGUGAAAGUGUGUUGUUCUCCGCUUGCAGCGACGGAACAGUGAAAUGCUGGGACACGCGCUUGGCGACCGCAGGGCCGACGCAGUUGUUCCGUGGCUCCCUUUCAAAUGUCUUCAUUAGCUUUGACGUAAGCUGCAACGACCUCAUAGUCUGCGCUGGAACGGAAAAAGUGGGGGACGAUGUGUUCAUGGCCUUCUGGGAUGCUCGCAGCUGCGCGAGUAGUGUAGCUUCCAGCAAAGAGCCUCUGGGCUUCUACUCGGAGACCCACAACGAUGACAUCACCAAAAUUCGUUUCCACCCCAUCAAACAGAACCUGGUAGUUUCUGGGUCAACCGACGGGCUGGUGAACGUGUUUGACAUUAACAAGGACAGCGAAGAGGAUGCGCUGGUUGCUACUUGCAACUCGGACUCGUCGGUCAGUUCCGUCGGGUGGUCCGGAAAAGAUUACCGGCAGGUCUAUUGCACGACGCACGACGAAGGGUUUUGUCGGUGGGAUCUCGCCCAGCUGGAGACCGAGGAGCCAGUCACAUUGCUGCAUGUUCCAGACGCCCGAGAAGCAGGAAGUGGACAAAGCACCGAGGUGGACUACUUAAUCGGUGGCUUGUACCAUGAAACGAUGGACAAGUUGGUUGUUGUUGGGGGAACGUCAUCAGGAAACAUCUGCCUCCUGGACUGUGGGGUUGGUGGCCUGAGUUCUGUAGGAGUCCUUCAGGAGGGACACUUUGCUCCCGUCCGCUCAUUCUGCUGGAACGUGGCAGAUGAUUCUUUGCUGACCGGUGGAGAGGAUGCGCAGUUGUUGCUAUGGAAACCUGGAGCCGUGGGGAAAGCCUUUGGAAAGAAGACUUCUAUGAAGACUGCUUCCUCUGUUCAUCAGCGGCUGAGAGUUCACCAGCACGCUUUCAAGAGCAAGAAAAAACGGACGUCUUUGUAAAGAGGUGGCUGCGAUGGGGAGUGAGGAGGCCUCUACCUGAAAGUGCUUCCAGAAGGGUACCUGCCUUAGUGCGUUUCAGGGGGGAAACAAGUCCUGCAGCAAUUGAAGACUUAAUUUAUUAUGGCAUAAUGUUUCGUGGACUAAGGUUUGCUUCAUCACGCACGGAAGCUUAUGCCAUAAUAAAUUAGUUGGGUCUUUAGGGUGCUGCAGUUUUCCACUUGUAGAGAGUUGACCUUUUGAAAAGUUGCAACACUUUUUGGGGGGGAGUGAGUUCCUUGCAGGUAUUUGAUGUGUACAGCUCGACAGCUGUGGCCUUGUUUACUCGGAAAAUAUCCUCUCCGUGUCAGUGGGGACCCCAACUUCCAGCAAAGUUGGCACUGGAUUGGUGCCUCGAUAGGAGAAGCCUGCCAAGCAAAUUAAAAGGUAUCGUUCUUUUGUCUGAAGCUGCUUAUGACAGGCUUGUUCAAACAUUUCUCUCCAGAUCCCAACAGCCCAAAUUAUAUUUUGCUAUGGAUGGAAUUUUCUUAAAACGAUGCCUGAAGUCACGGGGAGUGGAGGAAGAGGGAGAUAAGCCUACUAAAAGAGGCAUAAGGGACAAAUUGAGAAUGGCAAGAUUAGAAAGUUCCCUUCUGCACCCCCUCAGCUCUGUGAAACUUGAUAUUUGUCACACAAGGCCUCCUCUCCAAUGAAUGAACACCCACAGCAUCUCUCUUAUUUUGGGGUGGGGCUGGGGACUAGCCUGUGGCCUCCAAUCAUCCCUGAUCAUUUUCUGCAGCUAAUGGAUGUUGUAGUUCUUACCUGCUUCUGAUUCCAUCCAUUUUCUGCAGGUGGGAAGGGAACUGGUCUCUGUUUGGAAAUACUACAAGCUGAAUAAAUGGUUCCCAUGAUUUGGAGGUGCACACACCCAGUUCCUUAUUUGUUAUCAGAGGCCAUUGUGCAUUUAUGAGCAUUGUGCAAACAUGACUGUUAUGACUGUAGACAUUUAUUGUGGAUCUUGAAGGGGGAGUCUUACCAGUCAUGGAAGCUUAUGAUUUUUGGUAGUGCAAACAUUAUUUUGAGGUCUUGGGGCAUAUUGGGUGAUGCCCAAGUAAAUCUUACUGAAAAGUAGACCCACUGAAAUUUAGCCUGUUGAUUUUACUGGAUCUACUCUGAUCAUAGCUAAUUCGCUCAUUCCCUUUAGUUCCUCUUCUGAAUGAGUUGUUUUUCGAACUUUGGUCCAGAUGAGGAACUGAAAACUGGGAACUGCUAGCUAACUUUAGCACUGCGUAUCACAUCAAGACACAAGGUAGUUUGUUUCGAUCUCUGCAAACUUUCAGUUCCCUGAAAUCCAUGGAUAUAAAAAUGAAAGUCUGGAAUCUGAAGCUAUGGAUCUUCAAAAACUGAUUAUUAUUAGAGAAAAUGUCUUACUUAUUUUGUAAAUGAUACAUGGAUUCAUGUGGCUGAUUUUGUAGGCACAUCAUUGCUUUGAAGUUGUUUACAAUACCCAGAUUUACUUAAUACCACGAUCUGUCAAGGCUGGAGACAGGCACUGAUUGGGGUCUCUCCCCCACCCCCACCCCAAGAGCUGGCACCAGUUUGAAACCAAGACUGUGCCUUGUAUGUUUCUUCCCGUCACUUAGCAGUAAACAGGUGCUGCAGAUUUUUUAAAAAAUAUAGUUUCUUUUCUUUCUGGAUUGAUGAUGACAGUAAGAAUAACAGAUUAAGUAUAGAUAAUAAAAACUUCCUUUUGUUUACUACAGUGUGGGUGGUUUCUGUAACCAACUCUCCGAUUUUUCCCGACUUGCAAAAGCUUAGUUUUAAAAAACGAAAGCAGCUUUGUACAUUUUGUAUUCCAUAAAUAUACUAGGCAAUAUUCAUCACAGUCAUUCUGUUAGCACAAGGACCUUCAGCUGUGCAAUGAGUCUUUCCUUCUCUCUUUUCUCCCCAUGCAUCCCCCAACAAAAUAUUAAAAACACGAUACAACCUCGGCCAUUUAAAGCUUCCCUAAACAUGGCAGCCUUCAGAUGUCUUCUAAAAGUCAGAUAGUUCUUUAUUUCCUUACCAUCUGACGGGAGGGCGUUCCACAGGGCGGGUGCCACCACUGAGAAGGCCUUCUCCCUGUUUCCCUGUAACCUCACUUCUCGCAGGGAGGGAACCGCCAGAAGGCCCUCAGAGCUGGACGAUGGAGGUGGAGAUGCUCCUUUGGGUAUAAAAGGCCAAGGCCGCUUAGGGCUUUAAAUGUCAAAGCUAGUGCCUGCCAACAUCAAGAAUACUCAGCUAGGUAGAACAGCGAUCUUGAUUCGUGCUUUUCCAUCGUCACUACAGCAGGAUCUUCUGCCUACAACAUUUCAGGUUCUGGCUCCUACAACUGACCUCUGAAGAUUCUGGGUUGGAGAAUGUUCCUUCCAGGGUACAGACCCAGGUUUGGCUUCCUGCAGACUUGAGCCAGCUCCAACCCCUUGGACAGAAAAUGCUUGUUGGCUAUUGCUUGUGUCCCUGAACUUCUCUUUUAUUUAAAGAAGAUUGAAAAAGACAUGCAACCUAAAUUUACCUCCCUUUUGGGAUCUGUAGAUCGGCAUGGUGGUGGGUGGGAUGAACUGACAUUUUCCUUUCUGUAUCCAUAUGGCAAUGCCGUCACAAAACCAGGCAUGUGGAUGGUUGUUCGCUGUGCGAUGAACUUUGCUAUUGCCAUACGUACAGCAGACACGAUUUUGGCAGUUGUCAAGUACAUGGGGGCGUCGGAGUUCGUCGCUCGCUGGACCUCUUCAGGCAACUUCAUCUACUUGACUUGUCAGCUUUUAAGGGGCUUUGGGUUGGGCUCAGCGUUUGAGGGAUUCCACACGCCCCAAGUGUGGUGCAUUUUGAGGGGGGAAACAAAGCGUCACUUCUGGAAAAUGGCCUUGUUUCGUCAUCCUAGGCUUCAUCAGUAGAAUAGGCUCAUAUGUAAUAUUACAGUGGUGCCUCGGGUUAAGUACUUAAUUCGUUCCGGAGGUCCGUUCUUAACCUGAAACUGUUCUUAACCUGAAGCACCACUUUAGCUAAUGGGGCCUCCUGCUGCUGCCGCGCCGCCAGAGCACGAUUUCUGUUCUCAUCCUGAAACAAAGUUCUUAACCUGAAGCACUAUUUCUGGGUUAGCGGAGUCUGUAACCUGAAGCGUAUGUAACCCGAGGUACCACUGUAUUACAGGAUAGUGGAUCUUAUAGCAUAGUAGUAGUUGCAGCCUAGGGUGAUGAAACAAGGCUAAUAUUCCGGAAAUCCUUGUCUUAGAUUCUGUGAAACUGCAACAACCCUUCAUGUAUAUUAUUGGACUCUAUGAACAGACAGGUAGAAUAGACACUUAUACAUGUAUGGACCUUAUGCAUGAACUGACUGGAGAAUGAACUGAUCCACUGGGUCUUCUGCUUUUUUCAUUGAACUUUAUGAGACUUCCGUUGAAAUCUACAAUUUGAUACAAUGAAUAGUAUACUUUAUUUAUUCAAAAGCACAGCCGGUUACGUCUUGUGUGUUUAUAUAAAGAUCUGAGCUGGCACAGAAACUGGCUCCCCUAGCCCCUAGGAAUAAAAUCAAUUACAAAACU